This is a messenger RNA of Pieris macdunnoughi, 519 nucleotides long. Lineage: Eukaryota; Metazoa; Arthropoda; Insecta; Lepidoptera; Pieridae. The record is from the annotation of a GenBank genome assembly.
AUGAUAAAAACUAAAAAAUGGUCUGGUGGAACUGAAGAGGAGUAUGAAACCCAGCACUUUGGUUUUGGGUCUCAACGACUGAAAAUAGCGGUUCGACAAAUGGUAGAAGAUAAGAUACGCGCAUCUGUUACAAAGGCUUUUUAUGGUGUUCACAAUACUUUGGGAUUAAACGAAACUGAUGAAGUUUUAUUAGCCCAUACACGCGAGAAACUUAUUCGUCUGUAUUGUGAUAAAGCUAGCGCAGCAUUGAUUGUGAUUGAUACUGAAAUUGAAAAAAUGCUUAAGAUACCGCCAAAUGUACUUUUACCAGAAGAUGACGAACAGUCCAAGCAGAUUUCUGAAACAGAGUAUAACUCAUUGAAUGAAGAAAAAUUACAAAAAAAAGAUAUGGAAGUUGUUGACGUGAUGCAAAGGAAUUUAGAACGUCCAGAUGUAGUUAAAGCUAUGAUCAACAAAGUUCAAUUUUUAAGUGCAAGAUUGCCAUUUAUUGAAAUUGAUGAUAAAUUGUAUAAAGAUUAG